AUGGGGAAAAAACGGGCCUGCGAUGCCUGCCACAAAAGAAAGAUUCACUGUGACUCUGAUACUGCAGGGGCGCAAUGCGACUGGUGCGUCCAUCACAGUCUUAAAUGCACCUACGAUCGUGUUAUAAGAGGGAAAAAGGAGCCAAGGAACUCCAGGCCAAGACUCACGUCACAGAAGAAGCUGUCUGAGCGCCUUGAGCGUAUUGAGAAUGCUUUAGUAAGGGCCGUCGCCCUCAGAAACAGCAUAGAGUCCACCUCCCCUCCUGCUUCUGGUUCCACCACCCUGUCUCCAUCUACAACAGCCGAGGUCUUCGAUGAAAGUUCCUUGAACCUUGGUAAACAGUUUUCCACCUACGAAUCAAACCAUCCUUUCUAUGCCACAUCCCCGGUUACGCUGAGCACUAGUAGCAUUUCAGAUGGACAGAUGCACCUUGCAGGAUGUCCUCUGGGCCACAUCACCUGUCCCAAUGGAAUGCCGCUGUUCUCCGAGGAAGGUCAGAGGUGGGUUUUCUCUCGAACCGGCGAGGCGACAGCAUUUCAGAAAUUGAAAGCCUUCAACAAGCGUCAGCAAGCCCAACAACCUACCUUAUCACUCUCGCACCUCCAUGGUCCUCUCGAGCAACUUUAUGAGUUACCAGACAGAAGCCUCGUUGAACAAGGGAUAUAUUGGUUCCAGAAUUCAGCCUUCAGGCUGGUGUUCCCUGCAAUUGACACAGUCCUCUUCCGGGACAGCGUCGCGAUGGCCUAUGAGCCCUGCAAGGGACCGUUGUCUCUAGAACGCAUCAGCGCUAAGGGCUGUGUCCUGGCCUUUCUCUCCAUCAUGUGCAUUUUCAAUGGGGACUGGAAAUGGCGCCCCAUCGUGGAUAGCGAUGCAUGUGUUGUUAAAGCGCACUACUUACUAUCUGAUAUGGUCGAGAACGCGAAUAUCGUGACCCUGCAGACUGUCUUCAUGCUGCACAUGCAUCAAUUAUUUUCUGGCCGCUUACACUCUGCUGCGAUGCUACAUGCAAUUGCCUGCCGCAUAGUUUUCAGACUUGGUGGGCAUAUGCAGACGCAUAUCAAGCCCUACGGAGCAGAAGUCAGUCGCCAGGAGCGAGAGCUCCGCCACCUCCGCACCAUCUUCUGGCUCUGCUACAUCUUCGACCAGGACACCGCGUUACGGACUGGCCAACCCCCUAUCAUGUGCCAAGAGUAUUGCGACCUCACGCUGCCGGAUGGAUACCUGGAAAAUUGUUUUUGUCGUCCAGCAUUGAGCAACGGCAUAUUGUCCCCUACAUUUGCGGACGAGAGCCUGUUUCCAUAUCUUCCAGGAGACUUACGUCUUGGUCAAUUAAAGGGGAAAACCUAUCGACAACUUUACUCUGCCCAGGCCCUCGGGAAGUCCGACGCAGAACUCCUCCAUGAUAUUCGCGACUUGGACACUGAGAUCGAGACCUGGCGGUUAUCUAUUCCACUCAAGUUUCGACCUGCGCUCUCGGUUUCUCGACAUCCACAGUUCGCACCAGAAAUUCGAUUGCCACAGAGCAUGCAGCACAUUGUUUUGCACUUGGAGUACCAUCAUCUCAUGGCCACAAUUCACCAAGCAAGUGGCAGAUGCUGCCCUGUCAGUCCAGGAGCGAGCUUUUAUGAGGAAGACAGAAGCGGCGCUAUUGACUCAAGCCUAGCGCUGGCCUUGGAGGCGAGUCGAUCGACGCUGUAUUAUCUUCAAGCGGCGAUUGAUGGGCUUGCGGGUGAAGCUUUUUGGAUAGUUGUCUUCUAUCCCACAGCUGCAAUGAUGGCCCUAUUCUUCAAUGUCCUACAGAACCCGCAUGAUAUGCAAGCGACACUAGAUCUGGAGUUGCUUCGCUCCGCAGCAGAUCUCAUCAGAAGACUUCCAAUACGGAGGCUAACGGAAUACGAAAUUGAACACUUCAAGAUGGUGGAUGAUUUCGUAGUCGAGCUGAUACGGCUGGGUGUUUGUGCGAUUUCCAAAGCAAAAAGUGAGGAGAAACGAGAUGUAGAGACACAAGUGCCGCAUAAACAUGAACUUGAAAUGUAA
Messenger RNA from Fusarium oxysporum Fo47, 2037 nucleotides. Its product is annotated as Zn(II)2Cys6 transcription factor. The transcript has 5 exons. Gene Ontology annotation, molecular function: zinc ion binding; DNA-binding transcription factor activity, RNA polymerase II-specific; DNA binding. The record is from RefSeq and is a predicted model, not a curated record. NCBI's taxonomy places the organism in Eukaryota, Fungi, Ascomycota, Sordariomycetes, Hypocreales, Nectriaceae. Gene Ontology annotation, biological process: DNA-templated transcription; regulation of DNA-templated transcription. Bases 1 to 2037 code for a protein of 678 amino acids.